AUGACCGACCACCGGCGCCGCGUGUCACACUCUCAUGAGGGAGGCCGUGCCGGGCUCACUACGAGUCAAGCUUCCAGUGAACAGCGUACAUUGCUGUGGCAGCAUUUCUUCUAUCUUGUCGUGCAGAGAGGCUCCCGUCUCCCUGAGCGUCUGGACGUAUUAGCAAAUUUGCCGCAGGAUCUUGCCCCUCUCCCUCAUAUCCAACCUGUUUCCCCGGAAACGGACAUGGAGAUUUCAGUAAAGCGCAGGAGCGGGAAACCAUACACGGGCUCGAUCGAUGCAGAUCACUUCGCGCUGCAAGCAGAAGAGCUCCAGCAGGCCUGGACCUUUCUACGAGCCACAGCAGAGCCUGCUGCCCUCACCUCACUAGGAGUGGAAGAAUCCACAGCGGAGCCUAUGCCUCGCUUUGCAGCGGCAGAGCCUAUCAACACUCCGCUACCUGAUGCUCCCAGUGACCUUAUCCAGCAACCACAGCUGACGGUGCCCACCAUCGGCCAGAGCAUCCUGAUACCUGAAAGCUUUGUGGUAGACGUUUCACUAGAUGACACCACGUAUGAGCUGCAGCUUCCGCAGAAUUCAGACAUUUUGACCGAGCUUUUCAAUGUCUUGGGAAAAAACUAUUUCCAUAUUUUGAACCCCGCGGAGCACGGAAGAGGAAUGAGCACUGACGAUUACUGCCGCUACUACCGUGAGCACCCGGAUGGCCGGCUUGACGCAAUCAUUAUGAGCAGGCCCAAUCUUUCAUACUCUCGGUCCACGCAGAAACCAGGGACUGGACGGCCAGUAGUGGAGACUACUGAGCUUCUAGAGGCCAGGGAAUGGCUUCAAGAUGCGAUUGCAAUGCUGGGUCGACUGCGCGCUGCGGCCCAUGAGGCGAGUCAACCCUCAUCUGACGGAGAUUUGGAACUCUGA
Molecule: messenger RNA, 912 nt
Organism: Penicillium oxalicum
Lineage: Eukaryota; Fungi; Ascomycota; Eurotiomycetes; Eurotiales; Aspergillaceae
Exons: 2
Coding region: 1-912 (303 amino acids)
Source: RefSeq, a predicted model, not a curated record